Molecule: messenger RNA, 439 nt
Organism: Dimorphilus gyrociliatus
Lineage: Eukaryota; Metazoa; Annelida; Polychaeta; Dinophilidae
Source: the annotation of a GenBank genome assembly
CAUGGCUAGAUUUGAAUUUCUCAAUUAUUUACCAGAAUAUAUUCCUUUAUCUGAUUAUUCUCAUUUAAAAGUACUAGAGGAAAAUACUAAAAUCAGUUUGGGAUUUAAAAAUAGUACUAGUCUCCUAUCGACUAGUGUUUUUUGGGUUGGAUUGAAUGCUAUUUUGAGGGAAAAUAGAACAAUUUUUCAAAUGGACUCGUCCACAUGGAAAAAUUCUGUUAGCUUGGAAUUUAAAGAUCAGCAAUUCAAUUCUGAAAAGUGCCUCGUUAUCGAUAUACAAACCGAAGUAUUAAGUAAUUAUAACUGUUCUGAAAAAGUAGAUGUUUUAUGUUAUAGGCCUCAAUAUGGAUUCUGGGGCAAGUGGGAAAUGAUCAACCUUUGUUCUGAAGAAGGGUACCGUCCAAACGAAUUGACUUCGGAAGAAUAUAGUAACGAAUAG